Messenger RNA from Zea mays, 1105 nucleotides. RefSeq names its product epoxide hydrolase 2. Gene Ontology annotation, molecular function: catalytic activity. The record is from RefSeq and is marked validated. Bases 143 to 967 code for a protein of 274 amino acids. Lineage: Eukaryota; Viridiplantae; Streptophyta; Magnoliopsida; Poales; Poaceae. The transcript is spliced from 4 exons.
GGUGGAGGGGGUGCGGCACCGAACGCUGGAGGCGAACGGAGUGCGCCUGCACGUGGCGGAGGCUGGGCCCGAGGAGGGCAGCGCCCCAGUGGUGCUGCUCCUUCACGGCUUCCCGGACCUCUGGUACGGCUGGCGCCACCAGAUGUCCGCCCUGGCGGCGCGCGGCUACCGCGCCGUGGCCCCGGACCUCCGCGGCUACGGCGACUCCGACUCCCCGCCUGAUGCGUCCAGCUACACCACCUUCCAUGUCGUCGGGGACCUCGUCGCGCUCAUCUCCGACCUCGGCCAGCGGCAGGUGUUCGUGGUGGGGCACGACUGGGGAGCCACCGUGGCGUGGCAGCUUUGUCUGCUUCGGCCGGACCUGGUGCGGGCGCUCGUGAACCUAAGCGUCGUGUACCACCCGCGGCGGCCGGAGAUGAGCCCGCUCCAGGCCAUCAGAGCUGCCUGCGGCGAAGACCACUACAUGUGCCGCUUCCAGGAAUUUGGUGUUGCUGAAGCUGAAUUUGCUCUAUAUGACAUCAAGUGGGUGUUUAAGAAGACAUUUGGCAUGCGCAAGCCAGCUCCUCUUAUUCUGCCCAAGGACAAGAGCUUCUUUGACUCUCUUGAUUCAGAUGGAACUUGUCCUCCAUGGCUAUCAGAGGAAGAUAUUUCUUACUAUGCAGAAAAAUUUGCGAAAACAGGCUUUACUGGAGGACUUAACUACUACAGGUGCAUAGACAGGAGUUGGGAGCUUUCUGCGGCAUGGACUGGAGCUCCGAUAAAAGUUCCGUCGAAAUUCAUUGUUGGGGACCUUGACAUUACAUACAACGCUCCGGGGGUACCGGACUACAUUCACAAGGGUGGCUUCAAGGCAAGCGUGCCAAAUCUAGAGGACGUGGUUGUAAUGGAGGGAGUGAGCCACUUCAUCAACCAGGAGAAACCCAACGAGGUCUCUGAUCACAUCUGCGAGUUCUUUAGCAAGUUCUGAUACGUAUUGGAAAAAUCUCAAGGAGCCGUUAUAUGAUUCUGAGCUACUCGUGUUUUUAUGUCAAAAAAAUGCGGUUGCGAGUGUCACCAUACAAAUAUACGAUCUAAAUAAAAUUCGUCUGUCUCACCUUUUUACACA